Striga asiatica is the source of this 1637-nucleotide messenger RNA. NCBI's taxonomy places the organism in Eukaryota, Viridiplantae, Streptophyta, Magnoliopsida, Lamiales, Orobanchaceae. The record is from the annotation of a GenBank genome assembly.
CGCGGAUUAACUCAUUGGGUCCGAGUGAGCACCCGACCCGCAUCACAAACCCUCUCAGACUCGGUUGAUUUUAUCAUUUCGGUAUCCCUUCGCAGUUCUCUCCCCUCUCCAUCUCUGCUGCUUCAACAUUUUCUCUACCGACAUUGUAACGAUUGAAAUCAAUCCGACUUCCGGACAAGACCUGUAAUCUCCCUCCUCAAACGAUGUCGUACGAAGAGGACGAGGAAGCAUUCGAUCACGCGCUCCUCGUCGUCCGCGAGGUCUCCGUGUUCAAGAUCCCUCCCCGCCCCACCAGCGGCGGCUACAAGUGCGGAGAGUGGCUCCAGUCCGAUAAGAUCUGGACCGGACGCCUCCGGGUCGUCUUCUGCAACUCGCGCUGCGAGAUCCGCCUCGAGGACCCCAGCUCCGGCGACCUCUUCGCCGCCUGCUUCGUCAACCCGGGCCAGAGGGAGAUCGCCGUCGAGCCGGCGCUGGGCUCCUCCAGGUACUUCGUGCUGAGGAUCGAGGACGGGCGUGGGAAGCACGCGUUCAUAGGGCUUGGGUUCAAUGAGAGGAACGAGGCGUUCGAUUUCAAUGUGGCGCUGUCGGAUCACGAGAAGUACGUCAAGAGGGAGGUAGAGAAGGAGGCGGGAGGCUCCGGCGCCGUGGAAGGUGGAGAGGACGGGCAGAUCGAUAUUCAUCCCGCCGUGCACCAUAGACUUAAGAAAGUUCAGGUUGAGAUCUUUGGAAAACCUGCUAAAUCUGAGUGGGCAGGCAUGCUAUCUGCUGCUGGAAAAUCCAAAACUUUAAGCCUUGCUUCGCCACCAAACACGGCCAUGAAAAUAAGGUCCCCUCUUCCUCCUCCGCCCAAUGAUCCUGCUGCUGCUAGAAUGAAUUCAACCAAUCAUGGUGGUGGUUUGAACAGAGCCAAAGAUAACUCGAGCAACUGCAGUGAUUUUCUUUCUGAUCUUUCUCAACUCAAGAUCCAACGCCAUCUUCCCUUUGACCCUCAUGAUGAUGAUUUAACUCAUCAUCUUUACUCUGAUGGGCCCUUCAUUGCUGCAUUUACUAUCGGCCGUACUAUUUCGACAUGGACCAUGCGCAUUAUACUUACCAGACCAAGUUACUUCUCUAAAGUUGACUACCGUACUCAAUGGAAUCUCAGAGUUAGGGACAAAAUAUAUGUAACGGUAAUCGGAGAGGGCAAGAAGAAGGGCGUCAAGUAUUGGGUGUAUCUGAACAACCUAGGUGCUGCGUGGGGACGUAAUGGCAGAGAGAUGGUAGCCAAGAGGAUGGUUGUUCAGAUACACCCAAUACUUGACGCCCUUUUUCUUGCCCUCUCCGAUCACCGUUACAUAUAUUUUGUCCCUAACUCUGAGAUUCCACUGAGUACGGUAGUCAUCUUCAGGGAAGUAACGGGUCUGGUAAAUAUCAUUUGCAUGGUCCAUGUCGAAAUAGUACGGCCUGACAGUAAAUGCAGCAAUGAAGGGCCCACCCGAGUAGAGAUUUUCGAUUUGUCUUUGUCUUCACCAGCCGUUGAUUUCUCACUCUUCGUUUGUGGUGGUGGUAAAGAUACCGAGUGCCUUAAUUUUACUGUGCUGCUACAAAUAUCUUCAUUUGUACUAUUUUGGCCAAAUUUUGUGGAAGACAUCAGUUGA